AUGGCCUCCUGUGUAGUAAAAUCAAAAGGAAAAAACCCCUACGCUGCUGUUCAAGUGGACCCGGACAGCGAUUACAUCACACCAGGUACUCUAGACCUGGAACAGCUCUUUUGGACCGGCACAAGCGUUCAACAUGCACACGUGAACCAAGUUUGGCCCAAUGUCUUCAUCGGGGAUGAAAAGACGGCACUGGAGCGAGCUGGUCUGAAGGACCUGGGUAUCACGCAUGUGCUAAAUGCUGCAGAGGGGAAGUACAACAAUGUGCUGACAGGUGCAGAGUACUACACUGACACGGAUAUCCAGUAUUUUGGGGUAGAGGCUGACGACAAACCCACCUUUAACAUCUCUCAGUUCUUCUGCCCGGCGACACAAUUCAUCAGGGAGGCCCUGAGCCAACCGCAGAACAAGGUGCUAGUGCACUGUGUGAUGGGUCGCAGCAGGUCGGCGUCACUUGUCUUGGCCUACCUGAUGAUGGAGCAAGGCCUGACUGUGGUGGACGCCAUCGAGCACGUGCGGCAACGCCGUUGCGUCCUUCCCAACCACGGUUUCCUCAAGCAGCUCAGAGCUCUGGACAUUACACUGCAGGAGGAAAAGCUGAGACGAAAACAACAAAAGACGCAGGAUCAGCAGUCAUGA
Molecule: messenger RNA, 636 nt
Organism: Syngnathoides biaculeatus (alligator pipefish)
Lineage: Eukaryota; Metazoa; Chordata; Actinopteri; Syngnathiformes; Syngnathidae
Product: dual specificity phosphatase 29-like
Exons: 3
Coding region: 1-636 (211 amino acids)
Biological process (GO): negative regulation of MAPK cascade; protein dephosphorylation
Cellular component (GO): cytoplasm
Molecular function (GO): protein tyrosine/serine/threonine phosphatase activity; MAP kinase phosphatase activity
Source: RefSeq, a predicted model, not a curated record